AGUCUUAAUGUGUGAACGUCUUGUAACAUUUUGGGACAUGACAGAGACGACCAGACUUCAGCGAUGUCUCAGUACUUAAAACUCCUGUUAGACCUGCCUGUUGUAAUUGCUACAAUAUUUAUCGCUGGCAUAGGAGGCACGUUCCAGUAUGGAUUCUCUGUGUCUGUGUUGACUUCCCCUUCCGUUUUCAUAAUGGACUUGGUGAACGAAACGUGCGUGCAGAGGUACGGCGUCUCCUUGGAGUCGUGGCAGGUGUCUCUCAUCUUUUCCUUCAUUGUUUCCAUUUUCUGCAUCGGAGGGUUAGUGGGGUCGCUGGCGGCGAGUCCACUGGUGUCCAAAUAUGGCAGGAAAAGAUGCCUUUUGUUCAACAACUUUGUGGCUAUACUCGGAGCCUUGUUGAUGCUCCUGAGCCGAAAAGCGCUCUCCUUUGAGAUGAUCAUGGUGGCACGAAUUCUCUAUGGCAUCAAUUCAGGAGUCAGUCUCUGUGCUCACACCAUCUACCUCAUUGAAUGUGCGCCCAAGAGGCUGCGAGGAAUGGUGGGCGUCACCGUCGCUACCUUCAUCUCCUUUGGGAAGUUCUGCGGUCAGCUGCUGGGGAUCAGUGAAUUACUUGGUACAGCAGAGAGGUGGCCAUGGCUGCUCGGUUUCAACGGCUUCACGGCGUUACUUCAGCUCGCCACGCUUCCCUUCCUUCCAGAGUCUCCCAGCUUCCUGCUCCUGAACAGAGGAGAUCGUCAGGCCUGUGAGAACGCUUUGAGGAAGCUGUGGGGCAACAAGGACUACACCAGGGAGGUGGACGAGAUGAUGAAAGAGAACGUUUCCAUGCAGAACGUCAGCAGCCGCUCACUGAUGGACCUGUUUCGGGACAAAAGUAUGCGCUGGCAGCUCAUCACCAUCAUCAUUACCUUCAUUGGACUGCAGCUCUGUGGCAUCAAUGCUGUGUACUUUUACUCUUUUGAUGUGUUUCGUGCAGCAGGAAUCCAGGAGCAGCAGUUACGUUACGCUGCUUUGGGGACAGGGCUGUGUGAGGUGACUGCCUCUUUUGCUUGUGUAAGUAACAUUCUUCUUCAUUCUUCUAAGUUCUUCACCACGUUCAUCUCAAUUAGGACAUUAUCAGAUAUAUUUUAGUUUUCCCAAAAUACA
Molecule: messenger RNA, 1143 nt
Organism: Solea senegalensis (Senegalese sole)
Lineage: Eukaryota; Metazoa; Chordata; Actinopteri; Pleuronectiformes; Soleidae
Product: solute carrier family 2, facilitated glucose transporter member 11-like
Exons: 8
Coding region: 64-1128 (354 amino acids)
Biological process (GO): monosaccharide transmembrane transport
Cellular component (GO): membrane
Molecular function (GO): hexose transmembrane transporter activity
Source: RefSeq, a predicted model, not a curated record